AUGUCCAACCGUUCCUGGCCACCCCUACCUCCGAAGAACGAGUCCGAGGCGGAGAAAGCAGCUCGGCUAACCGCGGAGAAGGAGGCGAAGAGGAUCAGCGAUGAGAUCGACCGCGCUCUCGAGCAGGAGCGGCAGGAGCUCCGGAAACGCCGCCCGCAGACCAGGAUUCUCUUGCUAGGCAUGUUACCCUUUUUCCGGCAAGCGGAGUCGGGCAAGUCGACCAUGAUUAAGAACUUCCAGCUCUACUUCUGCCCCUCCUCCUUCCAUGCCGAAACAGAGGCAUGGCGCGCAGUUAUCCAUCUCAAUCUCGCCCGCUUCGUCAACUACCUCCUCUACGUCCUGUCCAACACCAACACCGGCCCCACCCGGGACUACCGCAUGUUCCAGAUGCGCCUUUCGCCGCUCAAGCAAGUUGAGCUCAUUGUCACACGGUGCCUCUCUGCGGAGAGCUCUCCGAUCGCCACCCCGACGGAGGACAAACCGGUGUUGCGCAGUGAGAGCGCGACAGAGGUAUCAAUUCGUGGCGGCACCGGCUGGAAGUCAUUCCUGCGUCGGCGCCGCGGGUCGCAGUCAAAGGUCUUGGCGAACGUGGACGAUCUUGAAGAUGCUCGCCGAAUAUUGGACGCGUGCAAGGAGGACAUCGUCGCGCUAUGGAAGAGUCCUGCGAUCCGCGCUCUGGAACAAGAAGGCGUGGACCUCCAUCAUCAUGCGCGGUAUUUCGUCGAACACGCUGAUCGUGUCGCGGACAUCAAGUACACUCCAACGACAGAUGACAUCCUCCGUGCACGGCUACGCACGGUGGGCGUGGAGGAGUACCGGAUGACAAUGGAGACUGCUGCUGAGAAAGGUGCAGAGUGGGUCUUUUACGACGUCGGUGGUCAGCGCAGCCAAAGGGCUUCGUGGGCGUCGUACUUCGAAGAUGUAAAUGCAAUGAUGUUCCUGUGCCCCAUGAGUGGCUUCAACCAACGACUGUCGGAGGAUAAGUCUGUAAAUAGACUAUACGACUCGAUGGAGCUCUGGGAGACCGUCUGUCGCAACAAGCUCCUCGGCAAGGCCACUUUCAUCCUACUGCUCAACAAGGCGGAUCUGCUGCGCUCGAAGCUCAAAGCAGGUGUCCAAUUUAGUGACUAUAUCAUGAACUACGACCGCGAGCAGCCUAACACAGUCGAAGAGGUCUCAAAUUACAUCCGGAAAGAGAUGACGGACGUCCACCGUGUAUACUCUCCACGCAAGCGACAGCUGCAUGUACACCUCACCUGUGCCAUUGUACGUGACUGCUCGAUGAGCGCAUGUUUGCAGGGAAACUGA
Molecule: messenger RNA, 1308 nt
Organism: Trametes versicolor FP-101664 SS1
Lineage: Eukaryota; Fungi; Basidiomycota; Agaricomycetes; Polyporales; Polyporaceae
Product: G-protein alpha subunit
Exons: 11
Coding region: 1-1308 (435 amino acids)
Biological process (GO): adenylate cyclase-activating G protein-coupled receptor signaling pathway
Cellular component (GO): heterotrimeric G-protein complex
Molecular function (GO): G protein-coupled receptor binding; GTPase activity; guanyl nucleotide binding
Source: RefSeq, a predicted model, not a curated record